CAAUAUCAGGAAAACAUAUCGCUUACGUCAUCCAGCCUUUUUUUCUACCACUCCAGGCUCACUUCCGGCCCUCGACGCUGUCGACGAUGAGCAAGCUCUUCUUCUCUACUAUAGAGGUUACUCGCCAGGCAUUCUACCGCACAUCGCUCACAUGCGCCAUCGUCAAUCUCAAGCCGAUCGUUCCUGGACACGUGCUGGUCAUCCCAAACCGAGUUGUACCCCGCCUCAAGGACUUGGAGACUCAUGAACUGGCCGCACUGAUGUCCUCGGUACAGACCGUCGGAAAGGUCGUGGAGCGCGUCUAUGGAGCGGAUGGUCUGACGAUCGCAUGCCAAGAUGGAAAGGCUGCUGGACAGACUGUUCCCCAUGUGCAUUUCCAUCUCUUGCCGCGCAAACUACACGGCGAUCGUUUCACUUCUCGCAACGACGAAGUAUACCCAGCCCUAGAACGAGCAGAGAGCGAGCUUCCGGAAGAGUUGGCCUCUACUCCAUCCAACUCACCACAGUCGACAUCUUCGAAGGAGAAGGGUGGUCCGAUCGGGAAUGUCGAACCUCUUUGCAUGGAUGCAGACGAUGAGAGGAAACCGCGUUCCAUGGAAGAAAUGGUCCAAGAGGCCGAGUGGCUGAGAGGUUUUUUCAUAGGUGCUGAGGAGACAGAAGUGGAAUGACACACGCUGUCACGCAUGCAGGACGAAAAUU
Messenger RNA from Phanerochaete carnosa HHB-10118-sp, 699 nucleotides. RefSeq lists its product as uncharacterized. Gene Ontology annotation, molecular function: catalytic activity. The coding region runs from base 87 to 668 and encodes 193 amino acids. The transcript has 3 exons. The record is from RefSeq and is a predicted model, not a curated record. Lineage: Eukaryota; Fungi; Basidiomycota; Agaricomycetes; Polyporales; Phanerochaetaceae.